AUGAUUGAGAAACUGCCUUUACUCUCCCGACUACUGUACUCAGAAAUCCAUGGGCUGGUGCCCAUGGUGUCGAUCUGGAACUUGGUUAUCACGCACGUUCAGAGCAACCCGUCCUCCAGCCUGAAAGGCAGCGAAAGGGAGGAGCCGGGAUACUCCCGGUUAGCCGCGUUUCUAAGGGGCCGCCACCGCCGCCGCGCCUCCACCGGCGACCGCGCCCCCGAUCCCUGUUCCCCGGCCCGGGACGGAGCGGCUGGCGCUCGGCACAGAGCCUGGGCCGCCCAGCCCCAGCCGCCUCCCGGGGCGCUGGGUGUGGCCCCCCGCUCGGCGCCGACGCGGGCUGGCCGCGCGGACCGGACGCGGAGGUCGCCGUCCUUCCUUUCUCGGGCCGACGCGGGCGAGCUAGCCGGCUGGCGGGAGGAGGCGCCGGGUGCGGCGCACAUUCGCGCGCCCCGGGCGAGCGUGUGGCCGCCGCGCUCCGACGUGGACCCGCCCGCCCCGGAUCUGAAUCGGCCGCGGUCCCUCGCCUGCCCUCCCCCGCGCGAGAGUCCCCUUCCACCCGCCCGGCGGACGGAGACCCACCCCCUCCCGCCGCCCUCCCGCUCGGAGCCGCCUCCGCCGGCAGCGUCUCGCCCUCGAUCGCCGCCCGGCCCGGGGGCCGCGGGUCCCGGGAAAUCCGCGUUCCUUGGGCGCCAGGCGGGAGCAGGAUGCGGCGACCCCCGGUGCCGGCAAAGUCGCCGCAGUUGCCCGCGGCGUGACAGGAGUAGAUACCGAGCGACCCGGUCGCGGGACGAAGCGGUCGCGCUGCCGCGUUUGGGGGGGCGGACCCGGUGUCGGCCGACAGCGGCCCGAGCCCAAGACAUUGGUGGCUCCGGAGAUACGGAGGGUCUUCCCGCUCUCUCCACACGCUCGACUUUUUCGAGUCUUGGAAGAUCGGCCCCGCUCUCCCACUCUGUUCGGCGGUUAAUACUUACUGCAGACGUAGGAGGUGAAGGGCUGAGACUUUACCUGGACGGGGAUGCGAUUGAAACCUCCCAUCUUCUCAACUGGAGGUUUCCACCUCUUGGGGGUUUUGUGUGUGUGUUUGUGAACUUCCUGAGCCUUCAAUUCCCAGCAGUCCGGGUUUUAGCAGAUGCCAAGGUUUUGGAGACCUGACAUAGAUAAAGCAGAUGUGCAAUAUGGCAGGGAAAAGAAGGGACAGGAAGUCAGAAAUUGCUUCAUUCUGGAAAAGAAAAAAAAGAAUAUUCAAGUAACAAAUACAGUGACUUUGAAAGAUACUCUGAAAGUGAAGUCUAUAGUUGCCUUCUGGAUAAAGUAUUUGGCCUUAUAAAAUUGUAUCAACCAGAAAGCAGUGUGUUGUAUGGGUGGGGGCAGUUUUUAUCAAGUAAUUGUAGUGUUUUUAAAAAAAUCUGUGUAUGAAAAUAUUUGUUGGAGCUCUAAGUGGGGAAAAAUCAACUUUGGGAAUGAUUUUCCAUUUGGACAAGGCAAAUACUGCUGCAGUCUCUAAUUAGAGUUUUGGAUUAAGCGCAGGCUUUGUUAAAAUCUAUUUUAUGGGGCAGCAGAACAAAAAAUAUGUCCGAUUCUUUGUGUGGCUUUAAAAAUACACACACACACACA
Messenger RNA from Kogia breviceps (pygmy sperm whale), 1614 nucleotides. The record is from RefSeq and is a predicted model, not a curated record. Lineage: Eukaryota; Metazoa; Chordata; Mammalia; Artiodactyla; Physeteridae.